UGAAGAGUGUAUUGGAGUAGUAUAUUUGCUUUCAUUUUUCUGCUUCGUGUAUGUCUGUGUUUUAAGGCAGGGUUUUUGGUGUGGAUCAAAUGUCCAGUAUCAGUAGGGCUUCUGCGGGCUGAUAGAAAUAUUGGUUUCAAAGCAAGUGAAAACACACAAGCUAUGGCUAAUAGGAACAUACGAAGAGUCCUGCUAGACCAGACAAAGGUCCAUCUCAUGCAGUGUUCAGUUCACACAGUGCCAGCCAGAUGCCUGUGGGAAGCUCACAGAGAGACUGGGAGCCUUGGUAGAUGGUUGGCAUCUUUAAAAGAAAAUGUCUUGGGCAGCCCUAAAGAACUACUCAAAUUAAGCGUCCCGUCUAUUGUGUAUGCCAUUCAGAACAAUAUGGCCUUCCUGGCGCUUAGCAAUUUGGACGCAGCCGUUUACCAGGUGACCUAUCAGUUGAAAAUCCCCUGCACAGCCUUCUGCACGGUCUUGAUGCUUAACCGAUCUCUCAGUAAACUGCAGUGGUUCUCGGUCUUCAUGUUGUGUGGAGGAGUCACACUUGUUCAGUGGAAGCCAGCUCAAGCUACAAAGGUUCAGAUGGAACAGAGUCCCUUGAUCGGCUUUGGUGCAAUUGCUGUUGCUGUUUUGUGCUCAGGAUUUGCAGGGGUGUAUUUUGAGAAGGUGCUAAAGAGUUCAGAUACAUCUUUAUGGGUUCGGAACAUUCAGAUGUACCUCUCUGGAAUUGUGGUGACCUUGGUUGGUGUCUACAUGUCUGAUGGAGCUCAAGUAAUGGAGAACGGGUUUUUUUAUGGCUAUACCCAGUACGUCUGGUUCGUCAUCUUCCUUUCCAGUGUUGGAGGUCUCUACACUUCAGUCGUUGUUAAAUACACUGACAACAUUAUGAAAGGUUUUUCUGCAGCUGCGGCCAUCGUUCUCUCUACUAUCGCAUCAGUCAUUCUCUUUGGCUUACAAAUAACCAUAACCUUCUCUUUGGGUGCACUUCUUGUAUGUAUUUCAAUAUAUCUGUAUGGAUUGCCUCAACAAGAUACGACAAAAAUUGAACCAGUACAAACAAAAACAUCAAAGGAAAAUCUUCUUCAUGUGUGACAUUUGCCAUGAAGAACAAAUAAAAAACCCUCCAAAACAGCCUAGAGAUGUUUUUUCUCCUUCAGGUUAGCCUUAAACUGUUUAUGGAAGACUUUCCUUCUUGAACUAAAGAAAUGAAGCAAAUCAAUAGGGUGAUGAAGGAAGGAUACUUCACUACGUUGUGAAGCGCUGUUUUUCAUGUCAAAGUAUGUUUUACUUUUGUGUCGGAUUUUGAAGAUCCUACUUGCCAAAACGAAUGACAGACUGGAAUGUGCAGUGAUAGAGACUGUAUAUAAAAUAAAGGGUGGCGUGCCGUUGGAAUUCACUUUGAUGUGCCAACAUGAUAUGGAUUCUCUGCAGGCAGAAAUACCUAUUUGAAGUGCUCUUGCAAGAAGAGCUGCUACACUGAAUAAACUGUUAAUUGUCUUAAAA
Messenger RNA from Varanus komodoensis (Komodo dragon), 1503 nucleotides. It is a transcript of the gene SLC35A1, whose product is annotated as solute carrier family 35 member A1. The transcript is spliced from 7 exons. Gene Ontology annotation, cellular component: Golgi membrane. Gene Ontology annotation, molecular function: pyrimidine nucleotide-sugar transmembrane transporter activity. The record is from RefSeq and is a predicted model, not a curated record. Gene Ontology annotation, biological process: pyrimidine nucleotide-sugar transmembrane transport. Lineage: Eukaryota; Metazoa; Chordata; Lepidosauria; Squamata; Varanidae. The coding region runs from base 163 to 1092 and encodes 309 amino acids.